AUGGCGAUGUGGAGAAGCUGGACCGUAGACCUGGCCGUCGUCCUACUGGUGCAGCCGAGGAUCGCACAGAAAGGGAAGAGCAUCUCCGUCCCAGAACACGGUUUCUGUCAGCCCAUUUCCAUCCCCAUGUGCAUGGACAUUGCCUACAACCAGACCAUCAUGCCAAACCUUCUGGGCCACACCAACCAGGAAGAUGCAGGGCUGGAGGUCCACCAGUUUUACCUGCUGGUCAAAGUCCAGUGUUCCAUAGAUCUGAAGUUCUUCCUUUGCUCCAUAUAUGCUCCUGUUUGUACUGUUCUGGAGCAGGCCAUUCCACCUUGCCGGUCCUUGUGUGAAAAGGCCCGGCGGGGUUGUGAAGCACUCAUGAACAGAUUUGGCUUUCUGUGGCCAGACAGGCUGCAGUGUGAAAACUUCCCCAUCCAUGGUGCAGGAGACAUCUGCGUGGGCCAGAACACGUCUGGCACCAUCAGCCCCCCUUCAGAUCCAACACCUAACCCCUCUGAGCUCAUGACCUUCAAACCAUACUUAGGGCACUCCAGCCACCACUUUACAUGCCCACAACAGCUUCAGGUGCCCAGCUAUCUGAACUACCAUUUCCUUGGGGUGAAGGACUGUGGUGCCCCCUGUGAGGCAUCAAAGCCUCAUGGAUUUAUGUAUUUCCAUGAGGAGGAGUUAAAAUUUGGUCGGCUCUGGGUCGGCAGCUGGUCAGUUCUUUGCUGUGUGAGCACCCUGUUCACAGUGCUCACGUACCUGGUGGACAGGAGGCGGUUCAGAUACCCAGAGAGGCCAAUUAUCUUCCUGUCAGGCUGUUACUUCAUGGUGGCAGUGGCGCACACCCCUGGCUUCCUGUUGGAGGACAAAAUAAUUUGUAUUGAUAUGUUCAAGGAUAACUCAUACAAGAUUGUGGCUCAGGGCACCAAAAAAGAAGGCUGUACAAUUCUCUUCAUGAUCCUUUACUUCUUUGGCAUGGCAAGCUCCAUCUGGUGGGUCAUCCUGUCUCUCACGUGGUUCCUGUCAGCAGGAAUGACAUGGGGUCACGAAGCUAUUGAAGCCUACUCGCAGUACUUCCACCUGGUAGCGUGGGCAGUGCCAGCAGUCAAAACCCUCACCAUCCUGGCCAUGGGGCAGGUAGACGGGGACCUGCUCACCGGGGUAUGUUAUGUGGGCAUCACCAGCGUGGAUGCUCUGCGGAGCUUCGUUUUGGUUCCACUCUUCGUCUACCUCUUCAUUGAGACUUCGUUCCAGUUGACAGGCUUUGUAUCAUUCUUUCGGAUAAGUGCCAUCAUGAAGCUUGACGGCACUGAAACUGAAAAGCUGGAGAAGCUGGUUGUGCGGAUUGGUGUCUUCACCAACACAGUGCCCGCUGCCAUCGUCAUUGCCUGCUGCUUCUAUGAGCAAGCAUUCCGCAAGCACUGGGAGAUGACCUGGCACCUGCAGACGUGUAAACACUUUGCUGUGCCGUGUCCGGCUGAAAACUUUGCACCGAUGACACCAGAUUUUACAGUCUUUAUGAUCAAGUACCUGAUGACCAUGAUGGUAGGAAUCAUGUCCAGUUUCUGGAUCUGGUCAGGGAAGACGUUGCAUUCAUGGUGCCAGUUCUACAAGAGGAUCAGCAACAACAACAGGUUUGAGGGGGACUGA
Molecule: messenger RNA, 1641 nt
Organism: Thalassophryne amazonica
Lineage: Eukaryota; Metazoa; Chordata; Actinopteri; Batrachoidiformes; Batrachoididae
Product: frizzled-7-like
Exons: 1
Coding region: 1-1641 (546 amino acids)
Biological process (GO): canonical Wnt signaling pathway; non-canonical Wnt signaling pathway
Cellular component (GO): plasma membrane
Molecular function (GO): Wnt-protein binding; Wnt receptor activity
Source: RefSeq, a predicted model, not a curated record